UCCACCCAGUGUCUCCUGGCUGCAGCUUGUCUGCCUGCCGGCCUCAGAGGCAGCUCCAGCUGGGCCGAGAUGGGGCUGCCCCGGCCAGGGCUGUGGCUGAAGAGGCUCUGGGUGCUCGUGCAGGUGGCCGUGGAGGUGGCUGUGGGCAAAGUGCUGAUGAUACUAUUUCCGGAGAGAGUUAAGCAGAACAUCCUGGCCAUGGGCCAAAAGACAGGGAUAGCCCAGAACCCCAACUUCGCCCAGGACAGCUGGAUUCCCACCUUCUUCAGCACCCAGUAUUUCUGGUUCGUCCUGAAGGUUCGUUGGCAGCGACUGGAGGAUGCCACUGAGCCAGGGGGUCUGGCUCCAAACUGCUCCGUCGUCCGCCUCUCGGGACAGCAGUGCAGCGUCUGGGACUUCAUGCGAGGUAACAGGCCCCUCGUGCUGAAUUUUGGCAGCUGCACCUGACCUUCAUUUCUUUCCAAAUUUGACCAAUUCAAGAGACUUAUCCAAGACUUCAGUUCCAUAGCAGACUUUCUCAUCAUUUACAUCGAAGAGGCACACGCAUCAGAUGGCUGGGCUUUUAAGAACAACGUGGACAUCAAGAAUCACCGGAACCUGCAGGAUCGCCUGAGGGCAGCCGGCCUGCUGCUGGCCAGAAGCCCCCAGUGCCCCGUGGUGGUGGACACGAUGCAGAACCAGAGCAGCCAGCUCUACGCCGCGCUGCCCGAGAGGCUCUACGUCCUCCGGCAGGGCAGGAUCCUCUACAAGGGUAAAUCUGGCCCUUGGAACUACAACCCAGAGGAGGUCCGUGCUGUUCUGGAAGAGCUCCACAGUUAACUUGCAUAGAGCCCCUGUUCCAGGCGACCAACAGGAGGGCUUCUCAAGGCGUGGCUGUCCCCUUAACCCAGCCGGCUUCUGCCUGUGACCUGUGACCCGGUUGAAUCACCAGCUCAGAUUUUUCUGCUCCAAGUAAACAUUUCCCAACCAGGGAGUGCAUCCAAUCAAGAUGGAUGGCUGGAAUCAGAAAAUGGAAUGGCCUUUAGGCUGCUGCUCAUGCCCCAGAGUGUUAGAGCCCCCACAACACCAUGUGGCUCCCACGGUGGGGACACAGACCUGGCACGGCAUCUUCCCCAGCUUGUUCUGUGCUGUGGCCCCUCUCCAGCUGCCCCCUGCCCAGCAGGGUCUGAUGGCAUCCAUGUGUCAGAUCCCCUCAUCAGCCAAAUUUGCCAUUCAUGGAACUGGUCAUUCAAGACACUAACUUGGUUUUUAGAACACAGUAUGGGAAGAAUUCUUGAUGCUAAAGACAGAUGAGGACUUGGAAGAGGAGAGGGUCAGAACAGAAGAAUCCUUUCCUUGUCAAAGCGUUUUAGCCAGUUGGCAUGGUGCUGGCGCUGGCACUGCCGCUGGCGAGGUAUGAGUGCCCACAGUAACACAUCUCCAAUUCUAACAGGACGAGCAGAGAACUCACUUUACCAUAUUUGAGUACAUUUCAAGGAAAUCUGGCUUUUACCCUGGAAUCUUCCACUACUGUCACCCUUCAACUGGCACCUGAAGGGGAAGCCUGCCUUCUAAAGAAAGCAUGACAACCUCGAUCAAGCCAGGCAACAGGCACCGUGAGCACUGCCACUCAACUGGGCAGAAACUCCAUAUCUGAAGUCCUCUUUCUCAGAUUCUUUUACAAGUCUCUUAGUGGUCACUGAGUGCAUCAGCCUAGUGAAUAACCACUGGGGUUCAUGUGUUUUAACUCUGCUUCUUUCAUAUUUGCUUAUGACGGCCACAGCUUAAAGCACCUACGGUUGUGGCUUGAUUUGAAAGAAAAUAUUUUAAGAGGCAGCAAGCUAAAGCAGAAUGAUUAAAAUAUCCCAGGCUAUUUG
Messenger RNA from Lepus europaeus (European hare), 1856 nucleotides. It is a transcript of the gene DIO1, whose product is annotated as iodothyronine deiodinase 1. Gene Ontology annotation, molecular function: thyroxine 5'-deiodinase activity. NCBI's taxonomy places the organism in Eukaryota, Metazoa, Chordata, Mammalia, Lagomorpha, Leporidae. The record is from RefSeq and is a predicted model, not a curated record. The transcript is spliced from 4 exons.